Branchiostoma belcheri (Belcher's lancelet) is the source of this 1168-nucleotide messenger RNA. Its product is annotated as DNA ligase 1-like. NCBI's taxonomy places the organism in Eukaryota, Metazoa, Chordata, Leptocardii, Amphioxiformes, Branchiostomatidae. Bases 98 to 1168 code for a protein of 356 amino acids. The record is from RefSeq and is a predicted model, not a curated record. The transcript is spliced from 8 exons.
UUCGCGCCUUCCUUCCCUAUCUAACCUUUGACCCGUAACUUGGCGGGAAAGUUGUUUGCGGCGGUGUCUCCAAAAUCGCAACAAUUUUUCUAGCGGGAUGGCCCAGCGAUCUAUCGCGUCGUUUUUUGCGCCUAGAGUAAAGACUCCGAAACAGGACACAUCGGCGUCUGGCUUGAAGUCACCCCUGAAGACCAAGAAUGGCUCCCCUCCGGCCUCAGCCCAUGGAGACGACUCCCCAGUCAAGUCUGUUCCACGUAAAAAGGCGCGGCGCAUCAUCGACAGUGAUGAUGAUGAUGAAGAAGAGGAGGGAGAGAACGUCGCCAUGGAAACGGAACCAAGUAAAUCAGCUGAUGAACAGAAGGAAGUGAAGGAUGCUGACAGGGCCCCCAAGGUUGUGGAGAAGGUGAAAGAUGAGAGUGACGAGGUUCCAUCUCCCAAGAUGCCGAGGGUCACGUACAACGGACCAAACCUCCAGUCUCCAGGGGGCAUCCCCAAGAGGAAGACUGCUCGCAAGCAACUCCCCACUCCGAAACGUAAACUCAUUGAGACAAAGAGCCCCACAUCCAAUGGGCACACAUCACCCACUUCGGGUGAAGAAGAGUCAAGUGCCAAGAAAGUGAAAACAGAGCAAAAGGAAGAGAUGGAAGAAAAAACAGAAGAAAAGAUGGAUGAAACCCCUGAUAAAGAAGUGAAAAAAGAACUUAAGGAUGACGAAAGUGUCCAGCAAAACAAGAAGAAAAGUCCAAAGCAGAAGAAAGAGAAGCAAAGUCCAAAGUCUGCUGAGAAGAAGAAGAAGGUAAAGGAGGAGCCAGAGGAGGAAGAAAAGGAGACAGCUGGUCCUUCUGAAGACUCCAUGGAUUCUCUGUUUGCUGCUGUAAUCAGGAAGGCAGGAGAAGCAACAGCGGAAAAAAAGAUGGAGGAAUCUGAGGAAAGCAAAGAAAAGAGCACUAAAUCUUUAAAGUCACCAUCUGACAAGAAAGCAGUGAAGAAGGAGGAAGACAGCAGCAAGAAAACCAGCGCAGGAAUCGGCUCCUUCUUCUCCCCAAAGAGACCUGCCACCUCCUCCCAGGCUUCUGAUGAAUCGAGUGAGAAAAAAGCCUCCCCUAAACCUGCUGCCAAGUCGAUGUCUGCAUUCUUCAAGCCUAAACAGGAGGCUGAAAAAACGUGA